CUAUAUUCUGCAGCAGAACUGUUGGCUUGAAAUGUAAAUCUGGCAACUUAUAUUGUCUUUUGGAUCAUUUAAAAAAAUAUGGGUAAAGCUUACUUUGUAUGUUAUUGUUGGCUUUCAAGAUCUUGAGCUGGGUUAGGAGUUGUAUGUAUCUCAUAGUCAUAGACAUGUCAGCUUGUUGUUGGCGACAUAUAGCUGUUAAAGAGAUGUAACUGGGUUUGUAGACCAGAUAAAAGCUUGAGCACAACAUGUUUACAACUAUAUAUGUGGUCUAGUUCACCCAAAACAAACAAAAGCUUGAGCACAUCAUUGAUCAAACCAUCAUGCUCGUUUCAUUGGAUAGUUCCCAGUGCCACUCUCUGUAGGUUUAGUAGUUUUCUUCGUCUUCUUUGGCUCACCUAGAGUUAAACAAUUAACAAGAACAUGUCAGUAAACAUCAGAAGUAAAAAGAGAAUGCUCUGCUUUCUUACAUCUAAUAUCUUCUAAUAUCUAAUACGCUAAUUAAAACCUAUAAAUUUCAAAAAACCAAACAAAAUUGGGAGUAAUUCUUCAAAAUGUGUAUAUUCGUUGGACCCAUAGAGCGCCUUAAAAACGAAAGGCUAAGCCCAAACAUAGAAGGCGAUAGAUAGAUAAACCAGAGGAGAGAAGGAGCACUGAGAGCCAAACAGAAAUAAUUCGGGAUUAGGGUUAAUCUCUCUCCCAAACUCCGCCCAAUCUCUCUUUCUCUCUCUCACCGCCGCGCGCAACUAUAACCGCUACCUAUAUAUUCACACACACACAGACACUGGUUACUGCUUCUCAGCUAUCAUGAGCGGUCAAACCUCUUGUAAUAAUGACCGAACGAGAACGUACUGGACCCCAACGAUGGAGCGUUUCUUCAUAGAUCUAAUGCUCGACCAUCUCCACAGAGGCAAUAGAACCGGCCACACUUUCAACAAGCAAGCCUGGAACGAGAUGCUCUCCGUUUUCAACUCCAAGUUCGAGUCACAGUACGACAAAGACGUGUUGAAGAUCAGGUACACGACUCUUUGGAAACAGUACAACGACGUCAAGAGCCUUCUUGAUCACGGAGGGUUCUCUUGGGACCAGAGUCAUGAGAUGGUGGUCGGAGAUGAGAGUCUGUGGAGUUGUUAUCUCAAGUCUCAUCCUGAGGCUCGUGCGUACAAGACCAAACCUGUGUUGAAUUUUAAUGAUCUGUGUUUGGUCUAUGGGUAUACGGUUGCAGAUGGGAGGUACAGUAGGUCAAGCCAUGAUGUAGAGUUUGAAGAUGAGAUCAAUGGAGUUAACAUUGGUGAAAGUAGUAGUGGGAGUCUUGUUAUGUCAAGUAAAGAAACCUCGAAAACCGAGUGGACUCCGGUAAUGGACCAAUACUUCAUCAGCCUUAUGCUUGAUCAAAUCGGAAGAGGUAACAAGACUGGCAAUGCUUUCAGCAAACAAGCCUGGACAGAUAUGUUAGCUUUGUUCAAUGCUAGGUUCAGUGGUCAGUAUGGUAAAAGAGUCUUAAGGCAUAGGUACAACAAGUUGUCUAAAUACCACAAAGACAUGGGAGCUAUCUUGAAACAAGACGGGUUUUCGUGGGACGAAACUCUUCAAAUGAUAGCUGCAGAUGAUGUCUUUUGGAACUCUUACAUCAAGGAGCAUCCACUUGCUAGAACAUAUAGGAUGAGGUCAUUACCGAGCUACAACGACUUGGAGUUAAUAUUUGCUAAUCCAGUCCAAGGCAAAGAUGAUGCUAUACCAGAUGAGACUAAGGCGGGCCAGGCUCAGAGUUCUGAUCGUACAAGGACGUUUUGGACACCGCCUAUGGACAACUAUCUGAUCGAUUUGUUAUAUGACCAAGUGAAUAAAGGGAACAGAGUUGGGCAGACUUUCAUAACGAGCGCUUGGAACGAAAUGAUUACAUCGUUUAAUACCAAGUUCGAGUCUCAGCACGGCAGAGACGUUCUGAAGAACCGGUAUAAACACUUGAGGAGGUUGUACAACGACAUAAGGUUUCUUCUCGAGCAAAACGGGUUCUCGUGGGAUGCAAGGAGAGAUAUGGUUGUUGCUGAUGAUAGCGUUUGGUGUUCAUAUAUAAAGGGACAUCCAGAAGCUCGACCAUAUCGAGUGAAAACUAUUCCAAUUUACCCAAAUCUUUGCUUCAUUUUUGGUAAGGAAGUGUCUGAUGGGAGAUACACACGCUUGGCUCAAGCUUUUGAUCCCACUCCUGCAAAUACUGUGCGCAUAAACGAAAGUGAAAGCGAAGAUAGACUCAAGGAUACUUUCCAGAUGGUGCAAGCCGGGGAAGAGAAAGAUGAUUACCUCUGUAGCAGCAGUGGUCCUUCUCCUGUAGAAUGGACAGCGGUCAUGGACCGUUGUCUUAUUGAUCUCAUGCUUGAGCAGGUCAAUAGAGGAAAUAAAGUUGGUGAGACAUUCACAGAACAAGCUUGGGGGGAGAUGGCAGAAUCCUUCAAUGCAAAGUUCGAAUUGCAGGCUGACAUGUUUACUCUGGAGAAUCGUUACAUAUUGAUGAUGAAAGAGCGUGACGACGUCAACAACAUCCUUAAUCUUGAUGGCUUUGUUUGGGAUGGAGAGAAGCAAACCAUUGUUGCAGAAGAUGAACAUUGGGAUGCAUAUAUUAAGGAACAUCCAGAUGCAACUAUAUAUAAAGGCAAAACGUUGGAUAGUUACGGUGAUUUGUGCAAGCUAUAUGAACAUCUCUCACACGAAGGCUUCAACUGUGAGAAUCUCAUGAUAGAGUUGGAUAACUAUGGCCAUGAGAUUGAUAUAGUUGAUGACUUUAGUUCUUCUACUCAAAAGCAGCAUUGUAAGCGAGCCAACCCAACUCCACAUGGGAUAAAUGCACGCAAGGCUCAGAAGACGGGAGGAGAGAUGAUGAGGAAGCCUCAGAGUGAGACAGAAGGUGAAGGCCGUGAUUACGUGGAGGCCAUGCCUCAGGAGGAUAAUUUCACAAGAAUACAGAACGCUGUUGAUGCACUGCAAGCUUUACCAGACAUGGAUGAUGAGCUUCUGCUGGAUGCUUGUGAUCUUUUAGAAGAUGAGAAGAAAGCAAAGACGUUCUUGGCAUUGGACGUCUCUUUAAGAAGAAAAUGGCUGGUGAGGAAGCUUCGGCCUCCUUCGUCUAACGUUUAACCAGUUUGUGUCUCUCUAUUUCUACCCAAAUUUGUAAGCGCAGCAGAAUAGUUUAUGUAACGUUGUAAAAGUAUGUGGUGAUCUUAGAUACACAAUCUUUAGGGUUGGGCAAAA
Molecule: messenger RNA, 3243 nt
Organism: Brassica napus (rape)
Lineage: Eukaryota; Viridiplantae; Streptophyta; Magnoliopsida; Brassicales; Brassicaceae
Exons: 6
Coding region: 805-3129 (774 amino acids)
Source: RefSeq, a predicted model, not a curated record